UGUUAUCAUCAGCCGUAACAGCUUACGCACUAUACCACGACAAAAACACGACUCUGUAGGUGGUAAGUGUCUUUUUUUAACUUUGUGUCUCCCACGCAUCAGUUUAAGGGGAAAGGAAGGGAGCCACUGAUGCAAAUUUUGAGGGUAAGAGUGUGUUUUAUGUCUAUAGCUCCCCGGUGGAAAUUAACUUGGGUUCAAAAGAGGAAAAAGAAAUAAUGCCUGUUUGUUGUUCGCUUUCAUGUGGUAUGAAGUUAAGAUCAUGAAAGGUUAAAGAAAAACAUUUCAGCUAAAAUUAGCACCAGGAGCGCCGUGAAUAUUCACACAUGACAUUAGGUUAUGCAAAAAAAAAAAAAAAACAUUUCGGUUACAUAUCCACAAAUAAGUCAGCGUUUGUGUAGAUGUUUCCUAUUUGUGAAAUUACAUCCUGCUUUACGGUUUUAUCCUGCAUCCGUCACGCUCCAUUUCCAUGUACCGUUCUUUGAGUUGAACCUUCGCUCCCAGAUAAUGUCCCAGCUCCACCCACUAAUGAGCUUACAGAGCAAUUUGGGACAAAAUCAGAUUCAGAGAUGUGAGGGAGUUUAUUUUUUCCCCCUUCCUUUGCUGCUUCACAUGUCUGCGGACCAGCCUUUUGGCACCGGGUGUCUCAUGGUAGGAUUGGAAAAGCAGACUCUGCUGGAAAUCUGUGACCCUCGGCACGAUCAGGAGCGCGAAAUAUGACCGCUGUGCCGAUUUCCUGGCCCGUUCCAAUGAGGGCUAUCGGAGCUCAGAAUCUGCUGACCAUGCCUGGAGGUGUUGCCAUUUCUGGGUAUUUACACAAAAAGGGGGGAAGCCAGUUCAGCCUGAUGAAAUGGCCUCUGCGCUACAUUAUAAUCCACAAAGGCUGCGUCUACUAUUUCAAGACCAGCACGUCUGCCACACCACAGGGAGCGUUCUCGCUCAACGGCUACAACAGGGUCAUGCGGGCCACAGAGGAGACCACAUCCAGCAACGUUUUCCCCUUUAAGAUCGUACACUUCAGUAAGAGGCACCGUACGUGGUUUUUUUCAGCAGCCAGUGAGGAUGAGAGAAGGAAAUGGAUGCGUUAUCUGCGGAAAGAGAUCGGACACUAUAACGAUAAGAAAGAUUCACUUGACCCAAGUGACUCUGACUCAGAUGAAAGUUUCUACGGUCCUAUCGAGAGUCCGAUGGAAAUCACCAGUGCCCAUGAUGACCACGAAGGAGACUAUGGGGAACAGAACGAUGAAAGCGAUGAAGACGAGUAUCUCUUGCCUGAUGGGCCACCAGUUCAGACCAAGGUGCCACCUCCAUCUUACCCUCCUCCACCUGUGCCCUACCAUCCCAAAGGCCCUGCACCACCAGUACCCCAUACACCCAUGAAAGCACCACCGAGCCCCAUGCACAAGAAGCCAUCAGUCCCAGUUCCGGGCCCACCCAAACACUGUGACGCUGUGAGUAAAGGCCCUCCUCCUGGCCUACCAGGCCCUCCUCCUCCUCCACUACAGAAACCACCAUUUCACAGAAAGACAGUUGUGCCGGUUCCUUUUCCUGUGUGCCAGAAAAAGACUGUAGCUGGGAGCGUGUCUGUAUCCACUCUUCCAGGAUAUGAGAGAAAGCUAUCUCCUGCCAUGGUCAUAAACAACCCGUCGACUCUACAUAUCUGCCAAGACCUGGGAAACAAACUGGUGCUGAACUCCAGUUCACAGAACCUGAGCAGUUCACCAAGUGACAGAAAAUUCAAACCUCCGCCCAAGUGUCCGCCACCAACAAUGAAGCCCAAACUGAGUCCGUCAUUCUUACAAAGAUCGUCGCCUGAUGGCCAAAGUUUUCGGUCUUCAGUAGAAGAGAAGCCCUUGAGGAAGCCUGUCCUAUCAAACCAGGAUGAAGAUUCUGACGAUGACUACGAAAAUGUACAGUUGCCUGACUCUGUCUUUUUGGAAACGACCGAGACGAGUACUGUUGAAAAAAUAUAUAAAGAGACGUAUAGCUGUCCGCCGGAUGGCCUUUACUGCAUCCGAAACUCAGGAACAAAGACCUCAAAGGUGCUUGUUGUGUGGGAUGUGAGUCUGAACAAGGCGAGAAACUACAGACUGUUUGAAGAGGAUCAUAUUGUGUACUUGGAGUCAGACUUGACCUUCCCUUCUGUAGCGGCUCUGGUGGAGCACUACUACAGCAACCCCCUGCCCAACCACGGCUCUCUGUGCUUACAGCAGCCCUUCGGCUACACGCCACCCAGGUGAUCCCGUCCUCCUUUUCCCCACCGUGGACUGCGACCUUCGUAUUCUCAUCUCCUCUCGUAGCCUCUGCUCCCCCUGUUGGCUAUAGCGGCUCACUACAGCUGAUAAUCAGCUAUAAGGACAAGGAAGGCUUGCCAGUGAGAUCGCAAAUAUGGACACCAGUACGUGGAUGCAUCUUUUAGCUGCCAUCGGACUAAAGCGAACUUAGCCAUUGGGGAGAUUUAUCUCAGCUGAAGUGGAUGCCGGUCUCGCUCAGCUGUGCUUGAUCCAGAAAUGCUGGGGAUCGUGUAACUAUUCAUACCUCUGCACAGCCAUUAUGCACUUAUGUACAAUCUGCAAUCUAACACAAACAGGUCAUAAAAGCAAAUGUCUUAUCAUGAUGGAACAGUGGGAUGUUAUUUAAACCUCUAAUCUGAGUAUAUUUUUUAAUUAACACCAUUCAGUUUUUCUAAAGGUGCUGGACUUAAGUGAAUGUGUAAGAUCAACACUGGAGAAGUGAUUGUGUAGUUUUAACUAGGUUGUGACAUUGUCUAAUGCACCAACAUAGUUUUUGAAAGUUUCGAAUGUGUAAAUUAUAACCCAAAAAAUGUUGGGGUAGUGGUGGAUUGAAGUGAGGUACAGUAGUUGAAGCUUUGGGUUCUUGAUCACAGCGUUCGGGGUUCGAGCCCCGAUGGGUUGCUACUGUUGAACCAAGGCUGAGAAGUGGGUCCCAUUAACAUAAAGGAUGAUCAUUGAGAAUGGUGUAGAGUGGACAGUGAAAUUCCAGACCAAGAUUGGGAUGCCUGACCAUUCGAACCAUGGCCUACACCCAAUUGAUGACAAAAAAAAAAAAAAAAAGUUGCAAAUACAACCUCAAAACAACAGAAUAUGAAUAUUUCCUUAUAGUAUGUAUGCUGUCUGUUCACACAAUGUCCAACCCAUGAAGUGCAUCAUGACUUCCAAACACAGCAAAACACAUGCUAGUAUAAAUAAAGGUGACAUAAUCAGUGACCAUUUUAACCAUAUAGGCAUGUCACACUGGUGGAUCAGUGUUAGAACACUUAGUUAGAACUCACUGACCUGAGUAGCGUUCAAGGCGUAUUCUGUGCAACAGCUUUGUUGCUGAAAAUAAUAAAACCCGGCACAAGAAUUUCAAAAAUGUUUUUUUUCGAACCCUAGUAAUGUUUCGAUGUUGUUUUUGCAACUUUUUUAGGGAGUCAUUAGUUCUAAGUUAUCUCAGCGUCUCAACGUCUAUAAAGUAAUUCUGACUUUCAAAAGUAGCCUAAUACUAACGGUGUUCUAAUGUCCAUACCGCUGCCAAAUUAAGGUUGCCACAACAUUUUGAUGACUAAAAAUUCCUGCCGGGAAGAUUAAUGAAUGAAAACACCACUGUGUAGAUGGUGUAACCACUGACUUGGGACGAUAUACUGUAUGUUCCAGGUAAAAUUACUACAUUUCUUGAUGUAAGAAUGUAUUUUAAAAUAUUACUUAAGUUUUUUUAUGUCAGAAAAAACAAAGCAGGAGUGUGCAAGUGUAAGUGUUGUGUUGCGUAAUACAUAUAUAUCUGUGUACAAAACUGUAAGCAUUAUCAUUUCUGUACAUUUUUUCCUAUUCUAUAUUUUUUACCUGUAUUUUAUUACUUGUGGAAAAUGCACAUAUGUAAAUUAAACCGCUCUUUGUUUCAUUGUUAAAUUAUAUUUUUUACCCUGGUAGGCCAUGAGUGCUACUGGAAAGGAAAAUAAAGAAUUGUUAAACUGUU
This is a messenger RNA of Clarias gariepinus (North African catfish), 3972 nucleotides long. RefSeq names its product SH3-domain binding protein 2 (gene sh3bp2). NCBI's taxonomy places the organism in Eukaryota, Metazoa, Chordata, Actinopteri, Siluriformes, Clariidae. The record is from RefSeq and is a predicted model, not a curated record. Gene Ontology annotation, biological process: signal transduction. The coding region runs from base 714 to 2237 and encodes 507 amino acids. The transcript is spliced from 13 exons. Gene Ontology annotation, molecular function: SH3 domain binding.